AUGGGACAGACGCAUAGUCGUCAAUUGUUUGCACAUAUGUUAUCUGUAAUGUUAAAACACCGGGGAAUUACUAUUUCCAAACCUAAAUUAAUCAAUUUUCUUUCAUUUAUUGAAGAAGUUUGCCCUUGGUUCCCCAGAGAAGGCACAGUAAGUUUAGAGACGUGGAAGAAGGUAGGGGAACAAAUUCGGACUCAUUAUACUUUACAUGGCCCUGAAAAGGUUCCUGUAGAAACUUUAUCCUUUCGGACACUAAUUCGUGAUUGCCUGGACUUUGAUAAUGAUGAAUUAAAACGUUUAGGAAAUUUUUUAAAACAGGAAGAAAAUCCUCUUCAUGUUCCUGAUUCGGAGCCCAAGUAUGCUGUUCCCGAGGGAAUUGAAGGUGACCCUCCAUUUUGUAACUUAUCGCGUCCUUCGGAUAAUGAUGAUUCACUUUCCUCCACAGAUGAGGCGGAAUUAGACGAAGGGGCUGCUAAAUACCAUCAAGAAGAUUGGGGUUUUUUAGCACAAGAAAAGGGGGCGUCAACAUCUAAAGAUGAUUUGGUUGAAUGUUUAAAAAACCUCACUGUUGCUUUACAGAACUCAGGAAUUAAGUUUCCUAAUAACAACUUAAAAUCCCCUUCUGAUCCGCCUCUUCCCCCUGCCUAUGCUCCUUCUGUUGUUGCGGGUCUUGAUCCCCCUCCGGGGCCUCCUCCUCCUCCGCCAUCUGAAAUUGUGUCUCCGCUACAAAAGGCAUUAAGACAAGCACAACGACUUGGUGAGGUUGUCUCCAAUUUUUCUCUUGCUUUUCCUGUCUUUGAACAUAACAACCAGCGUUUCUAUGAAGCGCUGCCUUUCAAACAAUUAAAAGAGUUAAAGAUUGCUUGCUCACAAUACGGUCCUACCGCUCCAUUCACUGUUGCUAUGACAGAAAAUUUGGGUACUCAGAAUCUACCCCCAAACGAUUGGAAACAAAUAGCUAGAGCUUGUCUUUCGGGGGGAGAUUAUUUAUUGUGGAAAUCUGAAUAUUUUGAACAGUGUGCUCGUAUAGCCGAUGUUAAUCGGCAGCAAGGUAUACAA
Molecule: messenger RNA, 1056 nt
Organism: Budorcas taxicolor (takin)
Lineage: Eukaryota; Metazoa; Chordata; Mammalia; Artiodactyla; Bovidae
Product: endogenous retrovirus group K member 113 Gag polyprotein-like
Exons: 1
Biological process (GO): viral process
Molecular function (GO): structural molecule activity
Source: RefSeq, a predicted model, not a curated record